Messenger RNA from Pelobates fuscus (common spadefoot toad), 917 nucleotides. It is a transcript of the gene MRPL14, whose product is annotated as mitochondrial ribosomal protein L14. The record is from RefSeq and is a predicted model, not a curated record. The coding region runs from base 76 to 507 and encodes 143 amino acids. Gene Ontology annotation, cellular component: mitochondrion; ribosome. NCBI's taxonomy places the organism in Eukaryota, Metazoa, Chordata, Amphibia, Anura, Pelobatidae. Gene Ontology annotation, biological process: translation. Gene Ontology annotation, molecular function: structural constituent of ribosome. The transcript has 3 exons.
CGCACUAUCAGUGUAUCUGGAGCGCGCACGUACAGCAAGGAGGAGGCUGUCCGGUGAGGGAGCAACUGACGCAGCAUGGAUAGAGGGCUAAGACUCCUGACUACCCAGACAUGGCAGAUCGUAAACCGUCAGUCUUUCAGUAUCUCCGUAUCCUGUUUGGCUAUCCAGAAGAUGACCAGGGUUCGAGUGGUUGAUAACAGCACAAUGGGUAACACUCCGUACCACCGUCCACCUCGCUGCAUCCAUGUCUACAACAAGUCUGGGGUGGGAAAAGUGGGAGACAAGAUUCUACUCGCCAUUAAGGGCCAGAAAAAGAAAGCGCUCAUCGUUGGCCAUAAAAUGCCCGGGCCUACCAUGACUCCACGAUUCGACUCUAACAACGUAGUGCUUAUCGAGGACAACGGGAACCCUGUGGGGACCCGAAUAAAGAGCCCAAUUCCCACUAGCUUGAGGAAGCUUGACGGGGAGUAUUCCAAGCUCCUGGCCAUAGCACAGACUUUUGUCUGAUCUCAGGAACGGAGAUCACUUUAUUCCGUGUGUCCAUAUCUGACUAAUUCCGGUUGAAGUGAACUAAGAAAGACAAUCUACACCGUGAACUUCACUAAAACCUCAAACAAAUGCCACUUUGUUUAUGUGUAAUGUGUAAAGAAUUUUGUACAAUAUUUUCCUGAUGGUGCCAUUUUAGGUCUUUAGGAUAACAGAAAUAAAAUAACGGAAUUCAUCCAGCAAAACUCAAAAAUAAUUCACAUGGUGUAGUUAUUGGAAACCAAACAAGUCACGGCACAGUUAUGCUCGACACUUCGUUUAUAAAUUCAAAGAAAUAUUUAAUUUUAUUAUUGGCGUCUUUCCUCUUCGUCCUUAGAAGAUACAUUCUAAUAAAAACAAGGACAGAAAGGGCCUGUUUUUAAAAAUGAUAA